AUGCAGGCCAUGCGUAUGCAUCUGCAGGCCAAGAAGCAGGAGCUGAGCAAAGCAAUGGCGGAACAGUUGCAAGCUGCAGGUGAUGGCGUCCGGGACCGUGCUCGACGCAAGGUUGAUGCCGUUAGAAGGAAGUGCCAAGUUGAGCUGAAGACCCUCCGUGCGAAGGCUAUCGAAGAAAGUGAAGCCAGAGAGAAGGAGGACACAAAGCUGAGAGACAAACUGUUGAAGGCCGAAGAAGCUUUGCGCCAUGCUGCAGCACAGGAGCGAGAAGAGUUAAAGACAAUGAGGGAAGCAGGUGAAGCAGAGUUGGCGCGAAUCGCCGCCCAAUUUGAGGAGGACACCGCGCGACAACUGCAGAAGCUAGAGGCAUCCCAUUGCCAGCAAGAGGAGAUGCUCGUGAUGCGCGAAGAGCACAGCUCCCAGGCACAAGGUAAUGCCACAGCUCAAGCUUGGAAGCAGCGUUUGGCAGAUGCAGAGCUGGCAGCAGCUGAAGCACGGGCGCAACUGUGCGAAGCUUCACAAGUACAAGAGAAGCUUUGGCUACAGAGCUCGCAGAGGGUGGAAGAGCUGCUCGAUGAGUCUUCAAAAUUGGAGGAGGAGACUCCGAUCUUGUCCAAAGAAGUAACAGGUGGCAGCAAGAGAACGGAACUUAUCUUACUUUUCAGGUGA
Messenger RNA from Durusdinium trenchii, 669 nucleotides. Lineage: Eukaryota; Dinophyceae; Suessiales; Symbiodiniaceae. The record is from the annotation of a GenBank genome assembly.